UAUGUCUCCAAAAUGACACACCUGUCACUUCUUAUUUAUUUUUGUGUUUUUCUAUCAACUGCAAGCACUGGCCCGCUUUUUAUAUUUAGUUCCACUGAAGUUCGAACCUCCUCAACUGUAGCUGUUACAGAAGUUACUGAAGUCACUGAAGAUCUUGCUUGGAAGGAUGAUUUGGAAGAGUUACAAGAUGAUGAUUACGAGGAGCUGAUGGAAACUCAAAAUUCAAAAGGGGUUCGAAGAAAAAAGCAAACAAAAUUAUGGGAUCAUUGGGGAAAAUGGUCAUCUUGCAGUUCAUCCUGUGGAGUUGGUAAAAUGUCAAGAUGGCGGCAUUGCAUAUCGGAGGGAUGCGCUUUAGGAGAAAAAGAGGCCCAAAUCAAGAGCUGUUCUGAGCAGCCGUGCCGAUAGAAAUUGUGUACGCGAUUUUUUACAACUUGGUAGUAACAUUUUAUACAAGACAUUAAAAAUAAAAUACGUCGUUAAGUGCUUUUCAAUCCCACAUAAAAUUUAAAUUGAAAUAAAACUAUACAAUCAAUUUAAAUAAUUCAAUUCUAUUGUUUUAAUUAACGCAAUUUGGAUUUUUAAUUCUUUUUAGAUUCCAUGCAAUUUCGUUGCCGGCACUUUUUAAUUCUUUUUGCUCAUGAAACGAGAUAAAGCAAAUUUACAGACUAGCC
Brassicogethes aeneus is the source of this 671-nucleotide messenger RNA. The record is from the annotation of a GenBank genome assembly. Lineage: Eukaryota; Metazoa; Arthropoda; Insecta; Coleoptera; Nitidulidae.